UCCCAUCACGUCUCCCCCGCGUUCAACGCGAACACCUGCUUGGCAACGGCUCACGUGUCACUCACCUUCGGGUGCUCAACCAUGGUUCGUUGUCAUCAACAUGAUUGAUGUACCGCGGCGCCUGCGUCGCGCCAUCCUGCUGAAUGACCUGCCUCUCGUGCGGCGCAUCAUCCGCAACAACCCCAACUACCUGCGCAAUCCCGACUACGACGACAAGAGCAGCACGAACCUGCACCUGGCUGCAAAGCAUGGCUUCACGCAGAUCGCUGAGUUCCUCGUCGACGCUGGUCACGAAGAAGGCACUAUCAGCCGCAACAACGACUUCGAAACGCCCCUGAUGUUCGCUGCCACGGCCGGCAAGGAGGAAACCGGAGUCUUUCUGGCAAAGCGCUUCCCUGAAUGCAUACCGUGGGCAAACAAAGCUGGCCUAGACGCUCUCAUGCUCUCCAGCAAGUCCGGCAGCGGCACCCUCCACCUCAUCCCGACCCUCAUCCUCCAGGAUCCAAGCAUCCUCACCGCAACCGACAAGUCCGGCAACACAGCACUCCACCACGCCUCCGCUGCCGGCGAGUUCAAAGUCCUCCGCUUGCUUCUCCAAUACGGCGCGAACCCCCUCGUCUCGAACGCAUACAGUUGGACUCCAGUCCACUACUCCGCCAGUCCCGCCGCAGAAGCAUACUUUAAAUCGCUCAUCAUCGACUUUGAGAAGAAGAAAGCCGAGGGCAGGCGCGAACUGCAGGAGCGGCAGAAGCAGAGGCAGGGCGGAGUGCGCCUGGUCACAGACGGAGAUGCGCUGGUCGGCAGGGGCAGCAGUGAGAGUGAGCGCGUACGAACGCGGGCCAGGGACGAUGCAGGACUGCAAGGAUUGCCGGCGCCCGGCAUAGAUUGGAGUCCUGUUGAGAAGAGGAGGGCUAUGACGCCUACGGAAGGGAGGGGGUGGACGUUUACGCCAGAUGGAAUGAGGCCGAGGGCCGAGACAGCAGAGAGCAGUGGGACAGUGUAAACUACUUGGUCACUCGGCGUUCGGUUGGAAUUGGUCUGGCG
Molecule: messenger RNA, 1044 nt
Organism: Didymella exigua CBS 183.55
Lineage: Eukaryota; Fungi; Ascomycota; Dothideomycetes; Pleosporales; Didymellaceae
Product: ankyrin
Exons: 4
Coding region: 101-1003 (300 amino acids)
Molecular function (GO): protein binding
Source: RefSeq, a predicted model, not a curated record